AUUAAUAACAGACUCAAGUACCCGCGCAUCGUGAAACUGACAAACUAAAGAUAAGGAAAGGACUGAUGGAUGUUGCUAACAGAACUCAAAACAGGCAGCCACUGGUGAAGGAUGAUUUAGGAGAAAGAGUCCAAAAGCUAUUCCAAGACUUUUUAGAAUCGUGCACUGAGAAUGGUGAGUUGAAGUACCUCCCGGCUGCGUCUGAGCUCCAAAGAAUGGAGAAAUGCACUUUAACUGUUAGUUUCCAGGACCUGGAGGAGUACUCCACUCGUCUAGCAGGUGUAAUACAAGAGCAUUACUACAGAGUAUUUCCGUAUCUGUGUCGUGCAGUUGAGAAUUUUGCUCGUGACCAUGUGAAGGAGAAUGUUAAUAUCAACGAUAUUGACUGCUACGUUUCUUUUGUUGAUGUACACACACGCCACAAGGUACGUGAAUUAUCCACGUCUAAAGUUGGGACCCUCUUGAGGAUCAGUGGUCAGGUGGUGAGGACACACCCAGUUCAUCCUGAGCUAGUGUCUGGUACUUUUAUGUGUCUGGAGUGCCAGACAACCAUCACUGGGAUUGAACAACAGUUCAAGUAUUCACAGCCGACUGCUUGCCGUAACCCAAACUGUACCAACAGGAAGAGGUUCUUGUUGGACAUGACGACCUCAAAGUUUGUUGAUUUUCAGAAAGUUAGAAUACAAGAAACCCAGCAAGAACUGCCGAGGGGCAGCAUUCCAAGAAGUUUGGAGAUAAUAUUAAGAGCAGAUGCUGUGGAGUCGGCUCAAGCUGGGGAUAAGUGUGAUUUCAUUGGUACCCUCAUCGUGGUACCCGACGUAUCACAGAUAAGAACCAAUGCGUCCAUAGAGACCUCAAGGAUCAAGCAGCAAGAUGGAGGGAACAGGGGGUUUGAUAACGACGGGGUGAGGGGGCUAAAAAUGUUAGGGGUUCGAGAUUUAACAUAUCGGCUGGCGUUCCUGGCUUGUUCUGUAAUCCCAAAUGAUAAGUUUGGCGGUUUAAAUGUCCCAAAUGAAUGCGUGACAGCUGAAGAGAUAAGGUCCCACAUGACAAUGAGUGAAUGGGAGAGGCUAUACAGCAUGAGUCAGGAUAAGAACUUGUAUCAGAAUCUCAUCUCUUCUCUCUUUCCGACAAUACACGGGAACGAUGAGGUGAAGAGAGGAGUCUUGCUGAUGCUGUUUGGUGGAGUACCUAAGGUUACCACAGAGAGGACUCAUCUCCGUGGCGAUAUAAACGUGUGUAUUGUUGGAGAUCCUAGCACAGCAAAGAGUCAAAUACUAAAGAUGGUAGAAGAGUUCACUCCUCGUGCUGUCUACACUAGCGGGAAGGCCUCCAGUGCAGCUGGACUCACUGCAGCUGUAGUGCGGGAUGAAGAGUCAGGAGAAUUUGUAAUAGAAGCAGGCGCAUUGAUGCUAGCAGACAAUGGUAUUUGCUGUAUCGAUGAGUUUGAUAAGAUGGACCCACGGGACCAGGUGGCUAUACACGAGGCAAUGGAGCAACAAACAAUAUCCAUCACUAAGGCUGGAGUGAAGGCCAGUCUUAACGCCAGGGCCAGCAUAUUAGCAGCUGCUAAUCCAAUAGGAGGAAGAUAUGAGAGAAGCAAACCUCUCCAACACAACAUUAAUCUCAGUGCUCCCAUCAUGUCACGAUUUGACCUCUUCUUCAUAUUAGUCGAUGAAACUAACGAGGUUACAGAUUAUGCCAUUGCCAGACGUAUUGUUGAUCUUCAUUGUAAGAAAGAUGACUCAGUGGACAGGGUCUAUACACUAGAUGAGAUUCAACGCUACCUGCUAUUUGCAAGACAAUUUAAACCAAAGAUUUCCCCUGAGAGUAAGGAGUUCAUUGUUGAGCAGUACAAAAGACUAAGACUGAGGGAUACAUCAGGUGGCACAAAGUCCUCAUGGCGUAUAACAGUCCGACAGCUGGAAAGUAUGAUCAGACUUUCCGAGGCCAUGGCCCGCAUACACUGCUCUGAUGUGGUACUCACGAAACAUGUCCAAGAAGCAUUCCGGCUCCUUAACAAGUCGAUAAUAAGAGUCGAGACACCAGAGAUUGACUUCGGAGCAGAUGAACCUCAACUUGUAGAGGGAGAGGAGGAGGAAGAAAGGGGCGUGGCUCAGGAAGGAUCCACUGGUCUUGCUGAUGAUGGUAUCAACUCUGGUAAUAUCCCCCAGGGGGGUGACGAGGAUAAACUGGUCAAACCAGUUGGACGGAAGAUAAGAGUCACUUACGAGCAGUAUCGGAGCAUUGCUAACAUGCUGAUACUCCACCUGCGGAGGAUGGAGGAAGCUUCGGAAGAGGAUCAGGGGGACAAGGGUGUACACAGGAGUACACUGGUCAACUGGUACCUUGGAACAAUGGAAGAGAAUAUUGAGGAUGAACACGAACUGGCCGAAACCAAACUACUGGUGGACAUGGUCAUUGAUAGGCUAGUUAAACAUGAUCGGGUGCUGUUGGAGCUGAGAGAUGACAAAGAAGGUGAUGGGAGUAUGGAGGUUGAAAGAGAAGGAGCAAGCAAAGAGGAACAGGAUCCAUACCUCAUGGUUCAUCCUAACUAUGUAGUCGAAUCAUGAGCUGUUGAUAAUCUGCAAGAACACAUUAUAUGAUAGUCUUUUAAAAUUAAAUAUUAAUUGUAAAAACCAAAAAACCAUUGUCCAUCCUUUGAAACCUA
Amphimedon queenslandica is the source of this 2671-nucleotide messenger RNA. RefSeq names its product zygotic DNA replication licensing factor mcm6-B-like. The transcript has 15 exons. The record is from RefSeq and is a predicted model, not a curated record. Gene Ontology annotation, molecular function: single-stranded DNA binding; single-stranded 3'-5' DNA helicase activity; ATP binding. Bases 66 to 2573 code for a protein of 835 amino acids. Gene Ontology annotation, biological process: mitotic DNA replication; DNA replication initiation; double-strand break repair via break-induced replication. Lineage: Eukaryota; Metazoa; Porifera; Demospongiae; Haplosclerida; Niphatidae. Gene Ontology annotation, cellular component: nucleus; MCM complex.